Molecule: messenger RNA, 2557 nt
Organism: Bradysia coprophila
Lineage: Eukaryota; Metazoa; Arthropoda; Insecta; Diptera; Sciaridae
Source: RefSeq, a predicted model, not a curated record
GUUUGCUCAAAUUGUUAUUAUUGUUAAACGAACGGAGUUGUAACCGCGUGAAUUGUUUUGUUGGUUUUUUUUUUUAUUUUCUUGUUGUUCUUCGGUUGUUUUGAACGGUUUUUCGUUGGAAGUGAAAUUGUAUAUGUACAUAGUUAUAUACGAAAAGUGCACUCUCGAGGCUUUAGCAUAAAUAACAAUUAACACCAUAAAAUAACAAUGAAGAACCUCAUAUUCCUCGCGUGUGCAUUGUGUGCGGUUCAAGCCGUUCCAGUACCAGCUGAACAACCAAAUGAAUUAGAAAUUUUACAAAUUCCUCUACAGGGAAAUAAGGAAUUAGAUAUAGUUUCACUCGCAGACGACGAUGGUAAAAUCAAUGAUCGCAACAAAAGAACAAUCGGAAUUUUACGUGAAUUAUUUCCGGAAUUGUCAAAGGUAGCCUCAAAUGGGGAAAGUACAUUGGAUAUCGCUGCAUUAAAUGAAAAAUUAGAAACAAUAAAUCGGGUAGUUAGACAAACAGCGGCUGCACAGCAAGCGGAAGGUGACAAAUUAGAAGCAGCUGCAUCUGAUUCGCAGCGAGUUGAGUCAAAGGCACCGGCAAUCGAUGAAUUAUCUUUGGAUAAUGAGGAGACUGACGACAAUCGCAAUAAAAGAUUCUUGAGCUUUGGAUUCGGAGGCUCUGGCGGUUCAGGCGGUGGUGGAUCGGGCAACUUUUUAUUCGACAUCAUUCGGCGUACUGCUGAUCGAGCAGCUCGAACUGCAGGAACUGUGUAUCGAGUUGUUGCCGGAACGGAAACACUUGGCUUAGAAGACGAUUCGGGUGGACAAAACACUGCACAUUUACAGCAAGAUCAACAACAAACUAGUGACAAUACCUCCAGAACUGAAACUGAUGGACUAAGUAAUGGGCUUGUAUCGGGCAGCACUGGAACCGAACAUAGUGAUGAGAAAGACAAUGCAGCCGAUGAUGGUGAUGCUGGUAAAUCUGCCGAUGGAUAUACAGAAGGUAUUCCUGGACCGGUGACACGGCUAUUCGUGUUAGCUAAUAGAGGUUUAGCUAAUUUAGUUCAAGAUCUGAUAUUGCGCAUCGCACAAACCAGCGAACGAGUGGUCAACUUCAAAGCCAGACUUAUUACAUCACUGAUUUAAGCCCUUCCAUCGAAUGAUAGCACUGUUUUGAUAAUUUAUUAUUUAUUAUCUUUCGCUUGCUCAUGUUUGACUGUUUCUACCCAAAAAAAAAUAACAAAACAAAGAGAAUCAAACAAAACCUUCACUGCCAAUUUGUCUCUCAUUUCUUUUUUCAUUUUUAAUUCUCAGUGCCUCUCUUCUCCUAUCUAUUUAGGCUAUUUGUGACAAUCUAUCGUUUGGAUUUCUCUCUGCUAUUCCUUUCAGCUGAAACUAACACUUUCCUAGCACAGCGAACAAAAAAGGACAGGAUGUUCAAACGCCAUUUUUGCGUUCUAAUAAAUGGGGAAACUUUGAAUUGCUCUAAUGUGAAGGAAAAAGAAGUUUUAACAAAAACAAUUACUCAAUUCGUAUUGCUUCCCUGGAUCGCACCAAAACAAAUUUGAAUUUUUGCUCUCUCGGGUCAAAUUAACUUUUGAUGUUCCACAUUCCACACUGUGGAAUCGUUUAAUUUGUUCAACUUAACUUGGAUAUUCCAUUGUUACGACACUAUUUUGGCAUAUGAUUGUCAUUAGAUGUACAUUGUACAUGGAAUGACUUAUGAUAUUGAACAAAAAGUGGAGCGAAAAGAUCGUACGAAGAGCUAAAAAGUUAGUUUGAGUCACGUUGAAUAGAAAGAAAACCGAUCCAAGUAGUGUGUUGGAUGAAGUAUUUGUUUUUGCUAGAAAACCUUUUUCCUACUACCACCCAGAUAGUGAAGCACUGCCAAUCAAAAUUUUGUUUUGUUUUAAUCACAAGAAAAUUUGAAGUGACUCAUAGUCGAGCUCCUAGUUUGUUUUUGUUCGUGGACUAACAACACUCUACUUUUUUCUUUGUAUUUUUGUCUUUAAAAAAAACUGCAGCCAACAAAAUUUUCUUAGAAACAUUUCUCUCAUUCGAUUCUCUCAAUUUUUUGACCUCACGAAUAUUAUCCACUCAAUAUGUAUAUUGAUCUCGAAGUACUAGAUUAACGGGAAUCUGGCGCGACAUGUGCACAUUAUUCUAAGUAAAAAUUGAAUCUAGUGCUUCAGAGGCUAUACAAAUCAUGAGUGAAACGUGUGGAAUAUAAUGUUAAAAAAGAGAAUCGUUUCUAAAUGUAGUCUUGUUAGUUGUCGGUAUUUUAAUUUUUUUUUUAUUAUCGUUCCUUGAGUAUUAAAUUUUCCAACACACGCACCAAAACCAAACUCAAUUCCAUUAGUAACCAUUUUUGUUUUUUAAAAUCAGUUUUCAUUUUUUUUAAAUGUAUUUUUUCUGCUCAAAUUUAUGACUGUGGUGUUUUAUUUAAAUUAUUUUAAAAUAAACAAAAAAAAAUUUAAAAAAUUUAAAAAAACAAAAAACGUUUAGUAGUCGAUUAUCGUUACCUUAGUUUACUAUACAUGAUUGUGUAUUUAUAAUUCAAACAUUU